AUGACACAUAGCCGCCCCUCCUUGCUCCACAAUGUGCCGCAAAAACGGCGCUGUCCCAUGCCCCCGCGCCCCCUUGCCCGAGGUCAGGCCCGCCUCCACAGCGAUAUGAUCUCGCUGUACGAUCGCCACGUCGUUCUGCGUUCCAUCAUUGUUCUUCUGAGGGCCCAGAAGCCCCACGCAACGACGCUGCUCCUGGCCAAGGUGCCGCCCCUCGCCGAAAAACUCGAAAGGAUGCUGUACGCCAGUGCCGCCUCCACUGCUGAAUACAUGAACCCCGCGACGUUGUUUUACCGCAUUAGCCAGAUUCACUGCCGUCGCCGAAGUAAGUUCCACUAAAAGAGACUUGUACCUGCUGCUCCUGAGGUUCUGUUCUCGUGGCGUUCGGCUCACAUCGGAGAGGGGAAGGUUUGCAGCAACGAACGGAGCAGAUCGCAGGGUGCAUGGGAUAUCCGUUUAUUGCA
Messenger RNA from Aphanomyces invadans, 461 nucleotides. RefSeq lists its product as hypothetical. Gene Ontology annotation, biological process: regulation of DNA-templated transcription. Gene Ontology annotation, molecular function: transcription coregulator activity. The coding region runs from base 1 to 336 and encodes 111 amino acids. NCBI's taxonomy places the organism in Eukaryota, Oomycota, Saprolegniomycetes, Saprolegniales, Verrucalvaceae. The transcript has a single exon. The record is from RefSeq and is a predicted model, not a curated record.